UCUCAUAUCCCCUCUGAUCUUCGUUGUGAUAGAAAGAGUGAGAGUUUAGAGAGAGAGAGAUAGAGAUGGCGGAGGAGCAGCCAAUAGUCGCCGGAAGGCGGAGGAGCAGAGGAGCCGAAGCGGCGGCUCGUAAGGACGCCCUCGACCGCCUAAAAGCUCUCCGCAGUGGUGGCCGCCGUGAAAGUGGUGGCUUUCAGAUCAGGAUCGAAGAACCGAUCUACGACACCGUCGGAGAAGAUGAAUACGAUGCGAUCGUCGCUAAACGCCGUGAAGAUUUCGGGGCCUUCAUUGUCGACGACAAUGGUCUCGGUUACGGAGACGAAGGCCAGGAGGAGGAUUGGUCCCAGGCCGGAGUCCCUUUGUCCUCCGAUGAAUCGGACGGUGAAUUAGAGAGACCUAAGAAGAAGAAGACAGAGAAGAAGGAGCCGCCGCCUAAGAAGCCUUCUGCUCUCUCCGCUGCGGCGGCUCUAAUGGGUAAGCAACGCCUCUCUAAUAUGUUCACUUCUUCAGUUUUUAAGAAGCCUAAGGAUGAUAAAGCCAAGAAUUUAUCAAGUGAUAGUAUCGUUGAUGAUGUUAUUGCUGAAUUUGCCCCUGAUGAGGCUGAUCGAGAGAGGCGACGGAGGGGACACGCAAACACGAAUUCAUCAACGGCUGUGAGGAAUUUCCCGCUGAUUAAGAGUGAAAAACAACCCGUUGCAGUUGUUGAUUCGAUGGUUAGGUCUGAAUUGGCAAAGAUUAAUGCAAAUAGUGAACCUUUUUUGGGUAAGGAACAGAAAAUUGAAGUUGCCAAAGAGAGUGAUUCGAUAAAAGAAUUUGAGAAUGACCAAGAUUUGAGUACUGAAAUUGGUCACCAUCCGAAUGUUGAAUCGCUUGAAUCUUCGACGAAGGAGAGUGUGGUUGAGGAGAGCAUGCCAAAUGGUAUUGAAGUGAAGGGGGAGGCGGUGGUGAAGGAGUUGUCUUUUGCUCUCAAUGCGAAAAUCAAAGAGGAAAAGGAUCCAGCAUUGAGCGCGACUGCUGGGUGGCAGGCAGUUAGGAAUGCGGGAAAUGGGAGCAUUGGAAGUGAUGAAGUGGAGGCAAAUCCUGGUUUGAGUAGCGAAGAAAAGCCAGAUUUCGUUCUGGAUCCAGAUGGGUCACUGCCUUUCUACAUAAUCGACGCUCAUGAGGAGUUUUAUGGUGCUAACAUGGGUAACCUUUAUCUUUUUGGGAAGGUCAAAACAGGAAGUACAUAUUCCAGUUGCUGUGUGAUUGUAAAGAACAUGCAAAGAUGUGUCUAUGCAAUCCCAAAUGCUUCUUUGUUUCAUAAUGAAAUUAUUAUGAAGCUUGAGAAAGACGCAGAAGAAUCUCGAAUUUCUCCUACAGCUUUCCGUGCUAAGCUGCAAGAGAUCGCAUCAGGAUUAAAGACUGAAAUAGCAAAACAAUUAUUAGAUCGUAAUGUUUCAAGUUUUAGCAUGGCACCUGUUAAGAGAAAAUAUGCAUUUGAGCUUUCUGACAUACCUUCUGGGGAGAAUUACGUACUCAAGAUCAACUAUCCGUUUAAGGAUCCUCCACUUCCUUCAGACCUCAAGGGGGAACUGUUCUCUGCUUUGCUUGGAACUCAUAACAGUGCUUUGGAGCUUUUUCUUGUUAAGAGGAAGAUAAAGGGACCUUCCUGGCUAUCAGUUUCAAAAUUCUCCACCUGUCCAGCUCAGCGUGUAAGCUGGUGCAAAUUUGAGGUUAUUGUUGAUUGUCCAAAGGAUAUACAAGUUUCAACUACCUCAAAGAAUGUAGCAGAGAUUCCUCCAGUGGUUGUCACAGCAAUAAAUAUGAGAACUAUUGUCAAUGAAAAACAAAAUGCGAACGAAAUUGUAUCUGCAUCUAUAAUCUGCUGUCACAAGGCCAAGAUUGACACUCCCAUAUUAGCCUCAGAAUGGAUGAGGCCCGGUAUGCUUAGCCAUUUUACUGUUGUACGUAAGCUUGAUGGGGGCAUAUUUCCCAUGGGAUUUGCCAAAGAGAUUAAUGAUAGAAAUUCAAAAGCUGGAUCAAAUAUCAUCAGUAUUGAAAGCAGUGAAAGGGCUUUGUUAAACCGUCUGAUGAUUGAAUUACACAAAUUAGAUAGUGAUGUCCUUGUUGGGCACAAUAUUUCUGGGUUUGAUCUUGAUGUACUGCUUCACAGAGCCCAGGCUUGCAGGGUCCCUAGCAACAUGUGGUCCAAAAUAGGCCGUCUGAAGCGCUCUGUGAUGCCUAAGCUUACUAAAGGAAGCACAAUUUUUGGGUCUGGUGCAAGUCCAGGGAUUAUGUCUUGCAUUGCAGGGAGGCUCUUGUGUGAUACAUAUUUGUGUUCUCGUGAUCUAUUGAAAGAGGUCAGUUAUUCUUUGACACAACUUGCAAAGACUAGGCUGAACAAAGAUCGGAAGGAGAUUGCACCGCACGAUGUUCACUUGAUGUUUCAAAGUUCUGAAACCCUUAUGGAACUUAUUGAAUGUAGUGAGACAGAUGCAUGGUUAUCAAUGGAGCUUAUGUUUCAUUUGAGUGUUCUUCCCCUCACACGUCAGCUAACCAAUAUCAGUGGUAAUCUUUGGGGAAAAACUCUCCAGGGUGCUAGAGCGCAGAGAGUAGAAUAUCUUUUGCUGCAUGCAUUCCAUGCAAAGAAAUAUAUGGUCCCAGACAAGUUUUCUUCUCAUCCAAAGGAAACAAAAGUGACAAAACGUAAAGUGAAUCACAGUGCUGAGGGCAAAGAAAUUGAUGAUUUGGAUGUUGACAAUGCGAAUUUUGAGAAUGAUUUACCACACAAUGAUCAUGGUAAAGCUAAGAAAGGACCCUCUUAUUUAGGUGGAUUGGUCUUGGAGCCAAAAAGAGGAUUGUAUGACAAGUACGUUUUACUUCUGGACUUCAAUAGUCUUUACCCUUCUAUCAUUCAGGAAUACAAUAUCUGCUUUACAACUGUUGAGAGAUUUCCAGAUGGAUCAGUUCCUCGUUUACCAUCUAGUAAAAAGACUGGGGUUUUACCAGAGUUGCUGAAAAAUUUGGUUGAGAGAAGGAGAAUGGUGAAGUCAUGGCUAAAGAACGCAUCUGGUCUUAAGGUCCAGCAGCUUGACAUACAACAGCAAGCACUGAAACUCACUGCAAACAGUAUGUAUGGUUGCCUGGGUUUUUCCAAUUCCAGAUUCUAUGCAAAACCGCUUGCAGAGCUGAUAACACUACAAGGAAGGGAGAUCCUACAAAGUACUGUUGAUCUAGUUCAGACUAAUUUAAACUUAGAGGUGAUCUAUGGUGAUACAGAUUCAAUUAUGAUUUAUAGUGGACUUGAUGAUGUUGCAAAAUGUAAGGCGAUUGCAGGGAAGGUCAUCCAAGAGGUCAACAAAAAAUAUAGGUGUUUAGAAAUUGACCUAGAUGGCUUGUACAAGAGAAUGCUGCUUCUCAAGAAAAAGAAAUAUGCAGCUGUCAAAGUGCAGUUUAAGGAUGGAACACCAUAUGAGGUUAUUGAACGGAAAGGUCUUGAUAUGGUUCGUCGUGACUGGAGCUUGCUAUCAAAGGAACUGGGAGAUUUCUGCCUAAGUCAAAUACUCUCCGGAGGGUCAUGUGAGGAUGUUGUUGAAUCAAUACACAGUGCUCUCAUGAAGGUACAAGAGGAUAUGAGGAAUGGACAAAUAGCACUAGAGAAAUAUGUCAUCACAAAGUCGUUAACUAAACCGCCAGAAGCCUACCCAGAUGGCAAAAACCAACCUCAUGUUGAAGUUGCACUUAGACUGAAGGGAAGUGGUUACUCCACUGGUUGCUCUGCCGGUGAUACAGUUCCUUAUGUAAUUUGCUGCGAGCAGGGGGCUGGUUCAGGUACUUCCGUAGGGAUUGCUCAGCGGGCAAGACAUCCUGAUGAAUUGAAAAGAGACAAUGAAAAAUGGAUGAUUGACAUUGAUUAUUACCUGUCACAGCAGAUUCAUCCUGUUGUAUCACGUCUGUGUGCGUCAAUUCAAGGUACGAGCCCAGCACGUUUGGCUGACUGUUUAGGGCUUGACUCAUCCAAGUUUCAAAGUAAAUCAAGUGAAGGUGUCAAUAAUGAUUCUUCCAACUUACUAUUGUGUGCGGUGGAUGAUGAUGAGAGAUAUGGAGGUUGUGAGCCUUUGCAUUUGUCAUGUCCCAGUUGUUCUAGUACAUUUGACUGUCCAGCCGUGUUUACUUCUGUACGUACAUUAAUCAACGAAAAACAAACAGACUCACAUGCAGGAGGGGAAUCCUCUCAAAAUUUCUGGGGCAAUUUGCGUUGUCCUAAAUGCCCAGAGGAAGGUGAUUUGGGCAGAAUGUCUUCAGCACUGAUAGCCAAUCAGGUCAAGAGGCAAGCAGAAGGGUUCAUUUCAACAUACUACAAAGGUUUAAUGACGUGUGAUGAUGAAACUUGCAAGUACACAACUCGUAGUCUGAACUUGCGGGUAAUUGGUGAUUCUGAAAGAGGAACAGUUUGUCCCAAUUAUCCUCGUUGUAAUGGGCAUCUCAUAAGAAAGUACACGGAAGCGGAUCUGUACAAACAGCUUACUUAUUUCUGCCAUGUCUUGGAUACCGUACGCUGUAUUGACAAGGUGGAGCAAAACAUCAGGAUACCAGUAGAAAAGGAGCUUGCAAGAAUCCGGCCACUCGUUGAUUUGGCAGCAUCAACAGCACAAAGGAUCCGUGACCGAUGUGCCUUUGGGUGGGUGCAGCUGAAGGAUCUCAUCGUCACAAUUUGACCGCUUAAUGUAACAUAAAGACGUUGAUAUGAUUCUUUUACACGGUUUUGUAAAUAUUGGACGAAAAUUAACUAACCAUUGGCCACCAUAGUGAGUUUUCAUUUAUUUCAUUGAUUACUACAAAUCCAAGGCCAGCAAUGCUUUGUAAGUGAAGUGUGACAGAACAAAGCAUAUCCCUCGUUUCCUAUUCUCUGAGGCUAUCAUUCCUUCCCUCCAACCCUAUAAAUUUCCAGGGCUUUGUCACCCAAUUUGGUGAUGGUUAUGGUGGCCAUGAAAUGAAAUGUGUUUCUUAUUUGUUGGCUUGGAUUACUGGCAUAGGUGGUGUUUUCUCGUGUAGUGUGUGGUCUUUUCAGGUCUGGCAAUCUGGUUCCUUGUGCAUGUCUGGACUUGAUUUUGAGAAAUUUGAUAUGGAUAAUAUAUUGACUGUCA
This is a messenger RNA of Camellia sinensis, 5126 nucleotides long. RefSeq names its product DNA-directed DNA polymerase (gene ICU2). Gene Ontology annotation, cellular component: alpha DNA polymerase:primase complex. Gene Ontology annotation, biological process: lagging strand elongation; leading strand elongation; DNA replication. Gene Ontology annotation, molecular function: nucleotide binding; DNA-directed DNA polymerase activity; chromatin binding. Lineage: Eukaryota; Viridiplantae; Streptophyta; Magnoliopsida; Ericales; Theaceae. The record is from RefSeq and is a predicted model, not a curated record.